Molecule: messenger RNA, 530 nt
Organism: Trachymyrmex cornetzi
Lineage: Eukaryota; Metazoa; Arthropoda; Insecta; Hymenoptera; Formicidae
Gene: Ufm1
Product: Ubiquitin-fold modifier 1
Exons: 4
Coding region: 189-455 (88 amino acids)
Biological process (GO): protein K69-linked ufmylation
Cellular component (GO): cytoplasm; nucleus
Source: RefSeq, a predicted model, not a curated record
AUUCCGAUCGGAAUCCAUUCCGACAUAUUUCAUGAUAGGUACCCAGAUCCUAAAUAGAGACUAGGUUGGGUUAGGUUACACUUUUUGUUGGCCUGGUUUGACUGUUGCAUUUGUAGUCUGUCACAAAUUGAUUGCAAUUUAGAACAAUUAUUAUUGUCUAUAUAUAUUGUAUAGAAUUCUGCGUGUGAAUGAUGGCGUCCAAAGUCACAUUCAGAAUCACUCUCACGUCCGAUCCUAAUCUGCCAUAUAAAGUACUUAGUGUACCAGAAAAUACUCCAUUUACUGCCGUAUUAAAAUUUGCUGCUGAGGAAUUUAGAGUGCCGCCAGCUACGUCGGCCAUAAUUACAGAUGAUGGAAUAGGUAUUAAUCCUCAACAAACUGCAGGAAAUGUAUUUCUUAAACAUGGUGCAGAGCUCAGGUUGAUUCCCAGGGAUCGCGUUGGAUACACUAGAUGAUUUAUGUAAUGUCGUAUUUAUUUUUACUGUAUCUUUGCAUACUGCAUAAAAAAAUUAUUAAAAAUUAUAAAAUUA